AUGGUGCCCUGGGCUGGGGGCAUCUGUGACCAGGGGGACCCAGGGCUGGCGUCACCAGCCCCCCCAGGGAUCGAGCGCUCUUUAAAGGGCAGCGCCAAGAGUGACAGCCUGUACCAUCUCCGGGAAGCGCAGCCGCAGACCCGGUUAGAGGGGGGUGAAGAUGAGCCCACAGGGCCCGGCCGUCCUCAUUGUGUGCCUGGCUUGGGGCAGGACGGUGCCCCCCAGGGACUCUCCAGCUCCUGCUCCCCCCUGCCUCUUCCUGGGCAGGGGAUGAGGACUGAGCUAAAUGAGACAUUGGGGGCAGGGUCCCCAUCAUCCCGUCUGGUUGGGCUCAUCCCAGCCGCCUUCUUGGAGGUGGUGACCCUUCUGGGCAAUGGAACCGUGCUGGCUGUUGUCCUCCGCACCCCUGCCCUCCGGAAAGCAAUCUACCUUGCCCACCUCUGCCUGGUAGACCUUCUGGCUGCAGUCUCUGUGAUGCCCCUGGGCCUGCUAGCGGCACCCCCAGGCCUGGGAACCGUGUACCUGAGCCGGGGCCAGUGUAGAGCUGCCCGCUUUGUCACUGCCACCUUGGUAUCAGCCUGCACCCUGACGUUGGCUGCCCUUGGCCUGGAGCGCUACCGCUACAUCCUGCAUCCGCUGAGGCCCCGGCCCCGGCCCCCACCGAUCUUGGUGCUGGGGCUCGUGUGGGGUGUGUCUGGUCUCCUGGGGGGGCUUUCACUCCUGGGCCGGCCUUCUCCAAACUGCUCUCUGGUGGCUGGUCCCCCAGGACCUUUCCGGCCUCUCUGGGCCAUCCUAGCCUUCGCUCUGCCUGCUCUGCUCCUCCUGGUCUCUUAUGGCAGCAUCUUUCGUGUGGCCAGACUGGCAGCUCUUCGCCCCCCACCCCCUGCUCCUGGCCCACGGCCCCGCUCAGACUCCCUGGACAGCCAUCUGUCCAUCCUGCCGCCCCGGCUGGCCAGCCCACACCUGGUAGGUGGCAAGGCAGCCCUGACGUUGGCACUGGUGGUGGGCCAGUUCCUUGGCUGCUGGCUGCCUUUCUUUGCUGCGUGUCUGCUGCCUGGGCGCUGGAGCAUAGGCGUAGAGGUGGCCCUCACCUGGCUGGCCUACUCUUCCUUUGCUGCCCACCCUUUCCUCUACGGUCUCCUGCAGCGGCCUGUGCGUGAGGAGCUGAGCCGCCUGGCCCGAGCCUGGCUCCGAGCAGUCCCAGGACCCUGGCACUGCCCACCGGGAACUUGGCUCCCCCAAAGCUUCCUGAAGCUCCUCCGGGGAGACCCAGAGAGCCCAGCCCUGGAUCCUUCUGCUGGCCAGGAAGCAAACACAAUGACUGCGGAGGGGCCUGGCCUGGACCGGGGAGAGACCACCUGAAAGAGGAGACUGGGGAGGGAAAAGGGGAGGAGGAAAUCCUAAAAUACCAGAGAGACGGAAGCCAGCCAGCCAAGCAGAUACACAUACACCCCUGCACUAGCAGUUCUCAGGGUGGUCUUGUACUGUGUCCAGCCCGAGCCUCCCGUCCCCCACGACUUUGCUAGGGACGAGAGCCCCUGGGGAGCCUCUGCCCCGGUUGGGUGUGUACGAGCUCUCCUUUCGUCUGCCAGCAGGCCUCCCCUGACACAACCAAGCCCAGCCCUGCUCCUCAGAGGACACAGUCUCCCACCCCGCUAGGAGCCCUUGGAGUCUCCCCCUUCCCCCGGGCCCCUUCGUCCCCAAGGCCUCCCAAACUGGCAGUGAGGAGUGGCAUCCUCCCCCUACUCCAUCCUUCACUGCUCCAGAGUGUCUCCCGUCCAGACCCCGCCCCCCACACACACCUAUUCUCCCCGUGGUCAGAUAGACAAAAAGGUUUCCUCGACCACGUCAAGGAGGUAACUAAAGGAGGUUGUGGAAACCUCCUCUGGGUCGGGAUUGACUUUAAGACUCCAGCAUAUUCCAGGAAUGGGUCACCACCCUGACGCAGGAGUCUGGAUGGGACGACCUUGAAGUCCCUGGCAACCAGAGGAUCAAUGCCUGGGAGAAGUAUAAAAAGCCAGGCCGGACUGGAUGGGGCCAAGAGCCAGAGCCAAGACUGCAGGAUCAGGAAUCCUCACACAGCUACUCGGGGUGAGGAUAGAGAAUUGAGGGGGGGCCCAACCGGGUGAGGUGGGGAGAGACCCUCCGGGGGGCCCCAAAACAAGGAUGCUCCUUGGGCCAUGGAAGCACAUGGGAAACGUGUUCUUAAAGAUGACUUUAGUCUUGUCUCCCCCUUAGCUCUCUGCCUAUCCCUUUCCCCAAUUCAAACUGGAGACAUCCAG
Vombatus ursinus (common wombat) is the source of this 2282-nucleotide messenger RNA. RefSeq names its product G protein-coupled receptor 62 (gene GPR62). The record is from RefSeq and is a predicted model, not a curated record. Gene Ontology annotation, cellular component: signaling receptor complex; plasma membrane; endosome. Lineage: Eukaryota; Metazoa; Chordata; Mammalia; Diprotodontia; Vombatidae. Gene Ontology annotation, molecular function: G protein-coupled receptor activity. Bases 1 to 1362 code for a protein of 453 amino acids. The transcript has 3 exons. Gene Ontology annotation, biological process: G protein-coupled receptor signaling pathway.